CAUGGUCAUAUGCUGAGCACAUGUGCUUGCUUUGAUCCAAAGGUUUGGCCUCUGUACUGUGAGGUCAGUAUGAGGGGCUGCACUUGUUCUGGUGUGGCAGUUCAAAUGUAAGGAAGCAAUCUGGUUUUUAUAUGUGACCCUCAGACCGGGUGAAGCUGGAAGGUCUGUCUGUCUGCCACUAACUGAGCCACGAAGGGAAUACACAAGCAUCUGGAGGACAGAAGCCUUGGUCUGUGCAGGAGCACCUUGAAUAGUAGGUUGCUCUGUAGAACACCAGCCUUGUUCAAGGAUGGAAUUAAUGACUGGGUUGGACAGCUUAAUUGAAUUGCAGUGAGCAGCAGUUUCUGACUGAGACAGGCCAAGAGCCUUUGUCUGAUGGGCCCAUUGAGAUGAAGAACUUGUUUUGGAUUAAGCAAAAUCCCUACAGCCAUAAAGAAAACCUUCUUUUGUAUCAGGAAACAGAUGCUGUGAAGGAGGAGCUGUUGCAUUUCAAAGCAGCAGGUGGUGGGACUAUUGUGGAAAACACAACUACAGGAAUUGGUCGGGAUAUGAAUACUUUGAAGAAACUUGCUGAAGAAACUGGAGUUCAUAUUAUUGCUGGUGCUGGGUUUUAUGUAGAUUCCACGCAUUCUUCUCAAACACAGGCCAUGACAGUGGAGCAGCUGACAAACAUUAUUGUUGAUGAGGUGCUCAAAGGAGCGGAUGGGACUAACAUCAAGUGUGGUGUGGUGGGAGAAAUAGGUUGCUCCUGGCCUUUGACUCAGAGUGAACACCGUGUGCUCCAGGCAACAGCACAGGCUCAGUCACAGCUUGGAUGCCCUGUUAUCAUCCAUCCUGGCAGGAGCAGCGACUCCCCUUUCCAGAUUGUCCGCAUUCUGCAGGAAGCUGGGGCUGAUGCUUCAAAGACGGUCAUGUCUCACCUGGACAGGACCAUAUUUGAUACAAAGAAACUUCUGGAAUUUGCUAAACUUGGAUGCUAUUUAGAAUAUGACCUAUUUGGUACAGAAUUUCUUCACUACCAGUUCCAUCCUGAUAUUGACAUGCCGAGCGACAAUGAAAGAAUUGCAAGGAUUCGUACACUGAUUGAUGAAGGCUAUGAAGACAGAAUUCUGAUGGCUCAUGAUGUGCACACCAAGAACAGGUUGAUGAAAUAUGGAGGUCAUGGAUAUUCACAUAUCUUUGAAAAUAUAGUUCCUAAAAUGCUAAUUAGGGGCAUAUCCCAAGAUAAAAUUGAUAAAAUACUCCUAGCAAAUCCAAAGCGGUGGUUGACUUUUAAGUAGGAAUAAUGAAUAAUUAUUCCUAUUCUGUAGAGAAGCUUGAUAAAAUUCAAAUUUCUUUCCAGAGAGCAGUCAUUUUAAAACUUGGUUCUUUUCAGAGAAACUGAAAAUUAUUAAGGAGAUGCAAACAAACUGAUUAUAAAUUUUCUUUUUAAUUAGAACAUCAAAAUUGAGUACUGUCUCUGCAUCUUCUCCCUUCUGGAAAUUUGUUCAUGAGUGAUUUACUGAAUAUGAGCCUACCCCAAAAUCUUUUCCAUAGAAAUUUUAAAAUAAUUGUUUCAAGAGCGUAAUCUAAUACUAUUAUUGAAUGUUACCCCAAACUACUUUUGAAGAUGCACCACCUGGACUUUGAAAGAAAUUAUGGUUUUCAGUUAAAUUUCCUGUCUCUGGGGGCUGAUUUUAAUCUUUGUAAUACUGACAAUCUUCUCAUUAUCCUUGUAUUCUUUGAGUAAUGCUGAUGAAAGGUCUGUAACUUUUAAAGAGCUUCUGUAGACAACACAAGGCAAAAGAAAUCUCAAAUAAAUCUAAAAAGGUAAUUUUUUUUAUAAUUUAACAAUUUACUUAAUUUUAACUGAAAGUGUAAAAAAUACAUGGAAAAAUAUAUUUUUGAAUAAAGCAAUUUGAUGAUCUCUUAAACUAUGUGCAGUAUUAUUACAGAUGUCUUUUUUUAAUCACAUUUUUUUUAUCAUGGACUUUUGGAAUCUCACAGUGAUCAUGUAAAACUUGACACAGACCAGCUUCUUUUUGUAAAGAUGCAACACCAGAAGUCAAAAUAUAUUACAUAAUACAGUUUUAAUGAGUUCUAAUAGUUAUAACAAAGGUUGUGAUAUAAGUCUUUACAAAUCAGUAUAUCAAGAUAUGAUGAAAAAGGAAGAAAUGUUUGCCUUAUAUGUGAUUUUUACAUAAAGCGUGUUCUUUGCUCUUGUCUAACUUUAACCAGGGCAUGUGAUCUAUUCAAAAAAUGGUGUUAUCCAGUAGCAGUGGGAGCCUGAUUUCAAAAGCUUCUUCAAAUUUUGACCAUAUACAUCUUGUAGUAUUGAGCCUUCCCAAUAAACACCUUAGUAAAUACGCACUGCUGGUUGUGAAUG
Messenger RNA from Manacus vitellinus (golden-collared manakin), 2365 nucleotides. RefSeq names its product phosphotriesterase related (gene PTER). Lineage: Eukaryota; Metazoa; Chordata; Aves; Passeriformes; Pipridae. Bases 390 to 1280 code for a protein of 296 amino acids. Gene Ontology annotation, molecular function: hydrolase activity, acting on ester bonds; zinc ion binding. Gene Ontology annotation, biological process: catabolic process. The record is from RefSeq and is a predicted model, not a curated record. The transcript is spliced from 7 exons.